CUUUUCAGGCUAACCACUAACAAACAAUGUACGGUCCUGCCUUCCACUCUUUGGACCUGAGGGAGUUCAGGGACCACAAGGAGUUCAAAGAGUACAAGGAGUACAACGAGAACAAACAGUACCAACAGUACAAAGAGUACAAAGAGUACAAAGGAAUUGAUGACGCUCAUCUGAAAACUCUGCCAAGGGUUAAAAGAGCUUCUUCAAGCCAGUCCAUCAGAUCCAAGCCAGCUCCGCCUAAAGUACCAACCAGAGCAACAAAACCCUCCUCCUCCUCCAACUCGUCCCCAGAUCUCGAGAUCAGAUCCAUCCCUGCUCCAGGUCCACAUAGAGCUACCACAGGUUCCGUUCCCGGUAAAGCUCCCCGAACCCGACACUGUUCGUCCAUCCUGCCGGCCGGCGUGUCAAGGUCAGGCUCAUCGGCCAUUCGACGAUCAUCAGAAUCGAUGUUCUCUUUAGACCCUCACAGUACUGCAGAACCGGUUCCUGUUUACAAAUAUUCAUCUUCAGAUGAGAGCUUGGCUGAACCUAUUUCUACUAAACAGAGGAAAAAGAAACCUCGGAAUGCGCUGCGGCUUGGAAGAACCAACAUGGAAACCUUCAGCCCACUUCACACUUCGGAGAAAAUUGAUCUAAGGACAAAGAGUAGAACUUCUAAAGAUUCAUCAAUUGACAAUCUUACCACACUUCCAACAUUGACUUUUUCCAGUUUAUCAUCAGAAUUUCGACCAAAAACCCGGUAUUUCAUCGAAAACUCUUAA
Molecule: messenger RNA, 761 nt
Organism: Eurytemora carolleeae
Lineage: Eukaryota; Metazoa; Arthropoda; Copepoda; Calanoida; Temoridae
Exons: 5
Coding region: 27-761 (244 amino acids)
Source: RefSeq, a predicted model, not a curated record